AGCGCACAGAUUUAUCAGUCGGAGUGACCCAAGAACUAUUUAGCUUCGAGAGGUGAAAAUACGUGUUUGAUGAGAGAGAGAGAGAGAGAGAGUGGUACAAUCCAGGAUUUUUUUACCUCUAGCUCUAGCUACUACCAGCACGAUGAAAAACAUGGCGACGCGUAACAACGAUAAUGAUGAAGCUGCUGCAUCCUCCAGUCCCAGUGCGCCAAAGCGGUCCUUCACGUUGCAUUGGGCUCUGGCGUCGGUUGCUGUGCUUGUCCAAGCGUACCAGACGUGGCAAGUGGCGCGUCUUGAGUGUCCGUGUAAGUCCGGUCGCAAGAAGAAAAAGAAGAACCUCACAGUGAGAGCGUUGCUCAAUGAGGUAGCGGUAUUGCAGGGGCGCGCACCUCCGUUCUCGCUAGAUCCGUCCGAAGAGGCGGUGGAAGAACUGGUGGAGGAGAGUGUCAUACAACAUCCGAUUUUAUGACGACGAGCAAGGACAUGGACCAGCAUAACGCUUUUUCAAGACACUCACCUAGUAUAGUACCUAAUACAAGCUUACAUUUUAGGUAGGACGAAAAGAUGGAAGCGCAUUCUGGAACAACGCAUGAGCACUUCUAUUUCUAAUCAUAAGAACAACAAGUGGUCACCAGGUGCAGCAAAAUGACCCUCCGCGAGCGCCGGCUGCUCCUGCUGCUCCGGCUUUCGUGCCGCCUCAAGAGCCGGCAGUGCCGCAACUGAGGAAUGAGGGCUUCCAGUCUAAUGCAGGGGCAACUCAACAAAUAUGGCAAAACUAGCACGCCUUCACAUUCAUCAGUAUCAUCGCUUGCUCGUGCUCCAGUCACCAUCAAGGUGGGCGAAUCAAAAUUAGACAUGAUACACUUUCACUUAUAGAAGUGACGCGACGUCACUUCUUCUCCACUCCAGCCGUGCCUACUCUAAUGCGGAGGCCAUUUUCUCUGCUGGAAUUUUUGCUUCAGAGUCAUCCACGAGGAAUCGGAAUGAUCCUUGGUGUCGGAAAAAAUCCGCUGGCGCUCGACCUGCUCCAGCAGUGGCAUACAUCCCCAGGCCUCUAUCUCGUGGACCCGUUUAUUCACAUAUACCAAGGUAGAGCUUCUAGAUGGUGUAAAUCUAAUAGUACUGCAUGAACAUGAACAUGUCCGCCAAGCAAGUUAAACAAACAUCAUGGAGGUCGUCUCUUAAACUAGCAAUCUUGGUACUCUCGUCCUUGAGGUUGAGAACCACCUUGUCCUAUCGAAUUUAAACUAGUUAGUUACAAACCUAAAGAAUUAGAAUAAAGAAAAAGAACUUCAUCUUCUACAGGUUACGACGAGCCUGAGAACCUGAGCGACUGGGAGCAUCAGCGCUGCUUCGAGGACUUGAGAAACCGUAUUCACCGCUUUGAGGGAAGAUAUAGCAUCAUGCGCGAUUUCUCGCAGUCCUUUGCAAUCACCUGGCGCCACAAUCCACUUCAACAACCGCCGCCACCACUGUCAUUGUUAAGGCUACGUGCAAGAAAGAAAUCUAAAUCUACAUUGAGAUUGACUUUCACAGCAGACAUCUUGGAGGUGGUACAAUUCCCGUUUUUAAGUUGAAAGGAAAACAAAGGAGACAACCAAGAUGCUUUUGAGGAUACAUUUCUCUGAGUUCUAACAUUGGUCUACGUAGACAACAACCCUUCCCAUGCAGCGGUGCUUCGAGAUCUGGCCGACUGGUGGGGAAGCCUCGGACCGAAAUUAUGUCAGCACUAGAAUGGUCAUCGUCUGGUUCAUCUGUCAGUUGUAAUUUUUUAAGUGGUACAACGAAUCGCCUAUCUUUGACAUAAUUUUCUCUUCUUCUAUAUUGUAAGUAGUUACAACUACUCCUUACAACUCGCAGCGUUACCACCAGCACCACCUGGAUCUGAUUAUAAGAAGCAUAAAACUAAAUAGGACCUCCUAAUCCAAGGCAUAAUUGCGGGCCCAAGUUGGUCAAGGAAAGAGUCUGUUCGCCAAGCUGUAACGGAGUUUUCGCAACAGAUAGGAGCACCGAUACAGCUCUUUGGGGAUGGAGAUACCUGGUUCCUCCAGCAGAUGGAAGACAACACGCUAGGGGCUCGUGGCGGAGGGGCUAUGUAUCGAGGAUAGACAGAGAAGCGUGUCGCGGAGCCAUGUGUCGAGGAUAAAGCAGCGCGUGGAGCAGGCGUGAUGUAGAUAGAGCAGCGCGUGGAAGCGUCCUCGCAAUGGCCCUUGUCCACCCCUCUUUGUUUCUCUGAUUGUUCUUGCUGUCCCUCAUACUACAUCGAAAGAUUUGUUCUAAAAUACCUUCUCCCAUAGUAUUCCUCUCGUGGUCAAUGAAGGGCUGCAUGUUGAUGCCUGGACGGAAACGGACUUGUUAGCCAUGAUCAAGAUCUUCUCGUUCCUAGAUCAAGACAUUUCUGAUUUCGUAGAUGUGAUAGAGAAGACGGGAGGAGCGAUUGAAGAACAAGUAGAAAGAGACGACACGUGAG
This is a messenger RNA of Amoebophrya sp. A25, 2470 nucleotides long. The record is from the annotation of a GenBank genome assembly. NCBI's taxonomy places the organism in Eukaryota, Dinophyceae, Syndiniales, Amoebophryaceae.